AUGAAGAAAGUCAAUUUUGUGUCUGCUGAAGAGAUGGAACCAGUCCAAGAAGGGGAGGAUACACAAUUUGCUGAAGUAUGUUACAUGAGCAAUGGGCAAGGAGGUUACAACAAAGGAUACUAUAAUUACAAGUCCAACCCAGCCAUGUCAUACAGAAACACUGAUGUUGCUAACCCUCAGGACCAGGUCUAUCCUCAACAACAGCAAGCUCGAUCGAGUCAAGCCCCACAACAUGGGCAAGCUGAUGGUGUUGUGGACACAAGCAAGAAGCUAGCUGAAAUCAACUCCAAGAUUGAGAAUCUCAACACAAGAGUGUACUCUCUGGAGAAUCAUGCUUCUUCUGUUGCUGCUGCUACAAAGCAAGGACAACUACCUGGUAAAGCAUUCAGAACCCCAAGGAACAGUGCAAGGCUCCUGGAGUCCAGAUUGAUCAACCAGAAGUGCAGCACCUACUGUAGCCUUCACACUUCACCAGUUGAGCUCGCACAACAAGCUCGAUCGGCAGCUCGAUCGAGUCGAACUCUAGCUCGAUCGAGUCAGACAUCUGUCCUCAAGCCGAUUUUGCUUGAUCCUUACCAGCCAGUUGACAUCCAUCAUCUCGCCUACUCAGUCAAAGCCAUAAGGAAGUGA
This is a messenger RNA of Microthlaspi erraticum, 630 nucleotides long. The record is from the annotation of a GenBank genome assembly. Lineage: Eukaryota; Viridiplantae; Streptophyta; Magnoliopsida; Brassicales; Brassicaceae.